Nematolebias whitei (Rio pearlfish) is the source of this 462-nucleotide messenger RNA. Its product is annotated as rho-related GTP-binding protein RhoE-like. Gene Ontology annotation, biological process: small GTPase-mediated signal transduction. Gene Ontology annotation, molecular function: GTPase activity; GTP binding. NCBI's taxonomy places the organism in Eukaryota, Metazoa, Chordata, Actinopteri, Cyprinodontiformes, Rivulidae. The transcript is spliced from 3 exons. The coding region runs from base 184 to 462 and encodes 92 amino acids. The record is from RefSeq and is a predicted model, not a curated record.
GCGCAGCGCUGCGCGGAGUUUGGAGACGCAACAUCAAGUGGAGCUGAAGUUCUUCUUAUUUUUUGAUUAUUGUCACAUGGAGUGAUUCAUCCUCCAUGCAGGAGGACGCUUCAGACCAGCCGCUCCUCGACCCUCAGCUCAGUAAAUGAGCAGAAGGCGCAGCAGCAUCCAGUCUCAGAGGCGAUGGAGAGCAAAGGUUUACUCCGCUGUAAGAUCGUGGUGGUCGGGGACUCUCAGUGCGGAAAGACGGCUCUGCUCCACGUGUUUGCCAAAGACUCGUACCCAGAGAAUUAUGUUCCCACGGUGUUCGAGAAUUACACAGCCAGCUUCGAGAUCGACAAGCAGCGGAUCGAGCUGAACAUGUGGGACACGUCAGGUGAGGAUCUGAAACUCUGCACUGAACCAAAAUGUUUCCAACUAGUGCCGGUGUGUUGUCUGAAGAAAAGCAUCCCCACAGCAUGA